Molecule: messenger RNA, 1348 nt
Organism: Daphnia magna
Lineage: Eukaryota; Metazoa; Arthropoda; Branchiopoda; Diplostraca; Daphniidae
Gene: Aos1
Product: SUMO-activating enzyme subunit 1
Exons: 5
Coding region: 153-1241 (362 amino acids)
Biological process (GO): protein sumoylation
Cellular component (GO): SUMO activating enzyme complex; cytoplasm
Molecular function (GO): SUMO activating enzyme activity
Source: RefSeq, a predicted model, not a curated record
GUUUCUCGUUUCGUUUGGUUAUUACAAAAUCCCACACAUCCACUGCCUUAGAUUUUGGAAAGCUUAUUCCAAAACCUCGUGUGCUAUAUUCGAAUUCCAGAAAUUACAUUUUCUGUUGUCCCAAUUUUGAGAUCUACCAAUAAUACUAAACAAUGGUAGCUAAAGAAGAAGUAACCAUCAGUGAAGCAGAAGCAGCUCUGUACGACCGGCAGAUUAGACUUUGGGGAUUGGAAGCACAAAAACGUCUACGAGCAGCCAGAGUUCUAUUGAUAGGGUUAGGAGGCUUGGGUGCCGAGAUUGCCAAGAACUUGACUUUGUCAGGUAUUAAAUCUCUCACUCUGCUUGAUCACAGUAUUGCUGUUGCAAAUUCUGCCAAUUUCCUAAUCCCUCUAGAGAAUGUCGGGAAAAAUGUGGUUGAAGCAUCUUUGGAGAGAGUUCAACGCUUAAAUCCAAUGGUGGAUAUUUUAACUGACACAGAAAAUGUUACAGCCAAGAAUGAAGACUUCUUUAGCGGGUUUGAUGUUGUGUGUGCCACUCGACUGCCAGUAGAAGAGUCCAUCAGGAUUAAUGCUAUCUGCCGCAAACACAGCAUCCCAUUCUAUUCAGGUGAUGUGUUUGGAUUUGGUGGUUUCUUCUUUGUGGAUUUACUUGAACAUGAAUAUUCCGAAGAAGUGAAUGUUCCUGCUGCAACCUUAAAAGAUGGUUGCACGGCUAAGAAAAAUGACCCAAGUGAAACAAAAACUGUUAAACAUACUUUGAACUAUAUUCCUUUACAAGCAGCGUUUGAAGCUGAUCCAUCGUCUCAACUCAACAAGAGAAGUUGGCAGCGCAUCAAAAGCCAUUUCAUUACGAUGAAAAGUACAGAUUUAGGAUCAACUACAGUUGCUUUUGUAUCGUUAGCAUUAGCAUCGUUAUAUGUUGAUUUGACCACAGGUUUGCUGAUGUUCCGGUCUCAAAUGAAACGCGACCCAGAAGCUGCAAACCGCCAGUCAGACAUUGCGAAACUGUGCGAAAUUCGGGAUCACAUUCUGCACGAAAUGAAACUAGACAAUCAAAUGGUUGACAGUGGCAUAUUCGAAACGGUAUUUGGCGAACUUAGUCCGGCGGCUGCGGUUGUGGGCGGAGUUUUAGCUCAAGAGAUCAUCAAAGCCGUGUCCCACAAAGACGCACCAAUCCGCAAUCACUUUUUCUUCAAUGGUGCAACAGAUUUCAGCGGUGUUGUCGAAGCCAUUGGAUUUUAAAUGGGCUGUAACAAAUUUUUUUUUUUCUUUUUUACAUUUUUCAUCUUGUUCAUUCAAACUUCAUUUCUCUUUGUGCUCGACGUCUAGAUAAACUUAGUAAACAAGUG